GAAAACAUCAAUAGGUAACAUCAAUGAUUUCUCAUCGUAAAUUUCCGACAACAAUUUCUGUCACAUCUGAUUUAGUGUUGAAAAGGUUUUUGGGGAGCUCCCACGGCCGUGUUGUCCUGCAGAGAUGGAAGCAAGAGUAAGCCGCCUCAGAAUCCCCCCUGAGAUGGCCAUUUACGCAGAGAAACAUGACAUAUUCGAGCUGAUCCAGACUCUUGUGAAAAAUCUGGUGGUGCACAAACCAGAGGACCCGAUUCAAUACCUGAUUAAUGUCCUGAAGAGAGACAAUGUCCAUGUGCCAAGAAUAAUUUUGAUAGGUCCUCCAGCAUCUGGAAAAAGAACCAUUGCUAAAAAGAUCUGUGAGCGUACACAGGCUAUUCACAUAACCCGUAGCAAUAUCUUGAAGGACAACACUGACCUUACCCGAGCUGCACAGCAGUACCAAGAGAAAAAACAGGAGAUCCCGAAAGACCUUUGGAUCCAGUUGAUUCAGCAACGCCUAUCAAAAAAUGAUUGUCUUGGACGGGGCUGGCUUCUGGAAGCCAUUCCCAGGACGCGAGAAGAGGCACUAUGUCUACAAGAAGCCGGCAUCAUACCGGAACACGUCGUGAUAUUGGAAGCUCCCGAUGUCGUCCUGAUUGAAAGGAGCUCGGGCAAGAGAAUAGACCCUGUCACGGGAGAUGUGUAUCAUGUGACCUUUAAAUGGCCUGAGAGUGCAGAUGUUGCCCAGCGUUUAGAAACACCCAGGACAGUAUUGCCCGUUGAUGCGAUAGCCAAGAAAAUCCAAAAGUACCAUGCAGAAACCCACGCUCUGAAGUUCACCUACCAGAACUGCUUGAAGACCAUCAACGCUGACCAGCCCCUAGUAGAUGUUUUUGCACAAGCACUGAACUUCGUUCUUUCUCGACAUCGUUCUGCCGCGCCCUUCACCCCCAGAAUCCUUCUGUUUGGACCCCUGGGUUCAGGGAAGAGUCUUCAAGCCAAACUUAUUACACAGAAAUAUGGCACCGUCAACAUUUGUUGCGAUGAACUUCUGAAGGCUGUGUCAGCUGAUGAACACCAUAUGGGGGAGCUCAUUAAACCCUACCUGGAGUCAAAACAGCAAGUGCCCUCCAGUAUAGUGCUGAAGAUUCUUACGGAGAGACUGAGCAGGAUUGACUGUACCACCCGAGGCUGGGUGCUCCAUGGCUUUCCUCAUGACGUGGACCAGGCAGAAAAACUCCAUGAGUCCAACUUCAUACCAAACAGGGUAUUCUUUCUGGAGUUGACGGAUGACAUUGCAGUAGAGAGAGUCAAGCUUCGAGGUGUGGAUCCUGUGACAGGAGAAUGGUACCACAGUCUAUAUAAGCCUGCACCCAGUCCAGUGGUCCAGGCCCGGCUGUGUUUUAACCCACUGGAUUCAGAGGCUCAGCUGCUAAAGAGGGUUAAGGAGUAUUGGUGCAAUGCAGUGGGGCUUCAGGCCUUCUACCCACAAGCGGUGUGCAUCAACGCUGACCAAGACCCUUUCACUGUGUUUGAGUCCCUGGAGUGUAGGCUAGUGGGUCGACUACCAAAAGUCCUGCCUAACAGGGAAAUAUAUUAGGGCUAACGGGACCAUCCAUUUUAAACAAUGAAUAAAAACUGAUAUGUAAAUAUGUUUAACAAGACAGUAUCUAAUCGUUCAGUUGUACUUGUCUGUUUUAAUAACCUGUUUGUGUCACGGGGCUUCUUAAUAAUAAAUUGCAAAGUCAGCUUUGUUUUGUGGCUUUAAUAUUUAAAUAAAUAACAUGCUUUAAGUAUUACUCAAAGCAUUAAACUGUUUGCCUCUUCAAUAAUCA
Triplophysa dalaica is the source of this 1814-nucleotide messenger RNA. It is a transcript of the gene ak8, whose product is annotated as adenylate kinase 8. The record is from RefSeq and is a predicted model, not a curated record. Gene Ontology annotation, biological process: nucleoside triphosphate biosynthetic process. The transcript has 14 exons. Gene Ontology annotation, cellular component: cytoplasm. Gene Ontology annotation, molecular function: ATP binding; AMP kinase activity; nucleoside diphosphate kinase activity. Bases 125 to 1579 code for a protein of 484 amino acids. NCBI's taxonomy places the organism in Eukaryota, Metazoa, Chordata, Actinopteri, Cypriniformes, Nemacheilidae.